CCUGCAAGCGCCGAGGAAAAAAAACAGAGAGAUGGGGGAGGUGGCCGUGAAGGGAGAGGCGAUGAAGCAGGGAGGCGCGACCGCCAAAGGGCCGGUGGUGGUGACGGGGGCGUCGGGCUUCCUCGGCUCCUGGCUCGUCAUGAAGCUCCUCCAGGCCGGCUACACCGUCCGGGCCACCGUGCGCGACCCCACCAACGUCGCCAAGACGAAGCCGUUGCUGGAGCUUCCCGGAGCAGCGGAGCGGCUGUCCAUCUGGAAAGCCGACCUGACCGAGGAAGGCAGCUUCGACGAGGCCAUCAAGGGAUGCACCGGCGUCUUCCACGUCGCCACGCCCAUGGACUUCGAGUCCAAAGACCCAGAGAACGAGGUGAUCAAGCCGACGGUGGAAGGGAUGCUGAGCAUCAUGCGAGCCUGCAAGGAGGCCGGCACCGUGCGCCGCGUCGUCUUCACCUCCUCCGCCGGGACGGUCAACAUCGAGGAGCGCCAGAGGCCCGUCUACGACCAGAACAACUGGAGCGACGUCGACUUCUGCCGCCGCGUCAAGAUGACCGGAUGGAUGUACUUCGUGGCCAAGUCCCUGGCGGAGAAGGCGGCCAUGGCGUACGCGGCGGAGCACGGGCUGGACCUGAUCAGCAUCAUCCCGACGCUGGUGGUCGGCCCGUUCCUGAGCGUGGCCAUGCCGCCCAGCCUCGUCACCGCGCUGGCGCUCGUCACGGGGAACGAGGCCCACUACUCCAUCCUCAAGCAGGUGCAGUUCGUCCACCUCGACGACCUCUGCGACGCCGAGAUCUUCCUCUUCGAGAACCCCGACGCCGCCGGCCGCUACGUCUGCUCCUCCCACGACUCCACCAUCCACGGCCUCGCCGCCAUGCUCAGGGAGAGGUACCCCGAGUACCGCAUCCCGGAGAGGUUCCGGGAGAUCGACGACGGCGACCUCCAGCCCGUGCACUUCUCGUCCAAGAAGCUCCUCGACCACGGGUUCACGUUCAGGUACACGGUGGAGGACAUGUUCGACGCCGCCAUCCGGACGUGCCGGGAGAAGGGCCUGAUCCCGCUCGCCACGGCCGGAGGGGAUGGCUCUGCCUCAGCGCGCGAGCCCGGCGAAGCGGAUGCAGCUCUUGGGAGGGAUGGGCCGGCUGUUGGCGCUUAGACAAGCGCUGGUGCGAGACAAAUUUGCUGUCCUACGUCGAUGCUAUAUAUCCGUUCUACCUGUGAAACAUAUUGGUGCAGGAACUGGUGUUUGAAUUCAUAAUUGUCUGGGUUAUAC
Molecule: messenger RNA, 1267 nt
Organism: Setaria italica (foxtail millet)
Lineage: Eukaryota; Viridiplantae; Streptophyta; Magnoliopsida; Poales; Poaceae
Product: dihydroflavonol 4-reductase
Exons: 4
Coding region: 32-1150 (372 amino acids)
Molecular function (GO): oxidoreductase activity, acting on the CH-OH group of donors, NAD or NADP as acceptor
Source: RefSeq, a predicted model, not a curated record